AUGUCUAAUUCAAGUUGUGCCGAUGAAGAUCUUAUUAUAAGAUUUGAUAGUCUCAAUCAAAAAGCAGCUCAGUUUGUCUAUCUUUUGGCUAUUAUUCUUACAUUUAUUACAACAUACUUUGCCGUGAAAAUACUUUUCACUCAAUCAUUUUUCGAAAUAUCUACCAAAAUCCUGUUGGUCCAAAACUUAUUCUACGCUAAUCUGUAUCAAUUUUUCCAUGGAAUCGAAGCCGUCCGUAUGCUAUACAAAAGCUUUUUUAUGAUUAAUGAUCCCUGCAAUUUUAUGGAACCUGAAAUUGAAUGUGUGUUUUAUUACAAAAUAAUUUUAAUGGGUUCAAGUGGAAUGGUCUACGGACAAACUGGUUUACUCAUCGAAAGACUUUGUGCUACUUUUUCGAAAGAUUACAAGAAAAAACAAAGUGCAAUUAAAUGUGCUGUUAUUUCAAUACUUGUUCUGAUAUGUAGUUCUUCAACAGGAAGACUGAUUGUAUGGGAUGAUCCCAUUGAUAAAUAUAAUUUUGCAUGCUAUAUUCCACCAAAAGAAAGUUAUAUUAGGGCAAAUCAUUAUUUUACAAUGUGUGCUGUCCUGUCGACUAUUAACUUUUGUAUUUCUACAUUUAUUUUGAAAUACAAUAAACGAUGCGAGUACCAAACUCGUUUCAAAGUUGGUGCUCGUUUUCAAAAGCAAGAACUGAUAGAAUCAACAAAAGCCAUUUGUUUCUUAACGGUUUCUCAAUUUGUGGCAGUUUUUCUUAAUUCAUUCGGAAUGAUUGUUCUCGUAUAUAUACAGGAAAGUAUUUCUCAUCGAAUAUUCAAUUUGUUGGUUGUAUGGCUUUAUGCGUUUCCUAUUGUUGUUUUGAUGUUUCCUGUUAUAUUAGUUCAUCAAAUUCGUAGCAGUCGAUGGCGCAGAGCUUUAAAAAUUAAAGUUAUAAAGAAUGAGAAGCAGACGCAGGAUGAUCAUAUGAAGCAUAUGAAGAAUAUGUGGAUUUAA
Caenorhabditis elegans is the source of this 990-nucleotide messenger RNA. It is a transcript of the gene sra-2, whose product is annotated as Serpentine receptor class alpha-2. Gene Ontology annotation, molecular function: G protein-coupled receptor activity. Gene Ontology annotation, cellular component: membrane. NCBI's taxonomy places the organism in Eukaryota, Metazoa, Nematoda, Chromadorea, Rhabditida, Rhabditidae. The transcript has 3 exons. Gene Ontology annotation, biological process: sensory perception of chemical stimulus; G protein-coupled receptor signaling pathway. The record is from RefSeq and is marked reviewed. The coding region runs from base 1 to 990 and encodes 329 amino acids.